AUGUCCACUCGACCUGGUUUGAGCAAGCGACCGAGCUCUAACGGAAAAGACGUGUCGCCACCUCCAUCGAAGCGGCGGCAACAGUCGACUACAACAAGCAAGGCAGUCGCCAAUUUCUUCGCACCUGCCUCGAAGAAAGAGCCAGAGAAGAUGACCUGGCGGAUAGUCAAAGACAGCUUGCUAGUCGGACGUUUUGGCGCGGCAGCGCAGUCGGCAACGAAGGGCAGGCGCAGAAUAGCAGCCUUUGACUUUGACUCCACACUUGUCACAUCUGCAUCGGGGAAAACAUUUGCUCGUGAUGCAAAUGACUGGAAGUGGUGGGAUAGUAGCGUUCCAGGACGGCUGAAAGAGCUGCAUGCAGAAGGCUUCCUCGUCGCCAUCAUCAGCAAUCAAGGUGGAAUCAGUCUAAAGCCGGAUCCCAAGACCGUGAAGUCAGAUCAGAAGCGACUAGCGGACUUCAAGACCAAGGUGACAGCAGUCUUCAACCAUCUCGACUUUCCGAUAUCGAUAUACGCUGCGACGAGUCGUGACCGGUACAGGAAGCCCAGGACCGGGAUGUGGGACGAGCUACUGGAGGACUAUGAUCUUGAGAAUGCAGAAUCAAUCGAUCUAGAGAACUCUGUAUUCGUUGGGGAUGCUGGUGGUCGCGAGGCGGUGGCUGGCGGUGUAAAGGACCACUCGUGUGUCGACAGAGACUUUGCUGCUAAUGUCGGUAUACCAUUUUAUACGCCUGAAGAGUACUUCCGCCAUGAAGAUCCCCGACCAUUCAUCAGGGCUUUUGACCCGACCGCUUACACGGGAGUGCGUGCUGAAGGCUCAACACCUGCACCAAACGCCUUUGCACAAACGGAAAGCCCCGAGAUCGUCAUGUUCUGCGGCAGUCCGGGCUCAGGUAAAUCAUCGUUCUAUUGGAAACAUCUGCAGCCACUCGGAUACGGGCGUGUGAAUCAAGACAUCCUGAAGACUCGCGAGAAGUGUGUAAAGGCUGCUACUGCACUCAUCGAAGAAGGCACGAGCGCGGUUAUCGACAAUACCAAUGCCGAUCCAGAAACACGCGCUGUGUGGGUUAUGUUGGCGCAGAAGCUGAAAGUUCCCAUCCGCUGCGUACUUUUUACUGCGACACCGAAGCUGUGCGAGCACAACGAUACGUUCCGCGCAUUGAACCUUGGUCCAGAAACGAACCGCGAAUCUCGUACUAUCCUGCCGCACGUUGCGUUCAGUGGCUUCGCUUCCAGAUACCGUGAGCCUAAGCUUUCGGAAGGUUUCAAAGACAUAAUCAAGAAUGAUUUCGAGUUUGAAGGCUCCGAGGAGCAGAAACUACUAUGGAGCAGAUACUGGAUCUGA
This is a messenger RNA of Alternaria ethzedia, 1344 nucleotides long. RefSeq lists its product as uncharacterized. Lineage: Eukaryota; Fungi; Ascomycota; Dothideomycetes; Pleosporales; Pleosporaceae. The record is from RefSeq and is a predicted model, not a curated record. Gene Ontology annotation, biological process: DNA repair. The coding region runs from base 1 to 1344 and encodes 447 amino acids. The transcript has 8 exons. Gene Ontology annotation, molecular function: polynucleotide 3'-phosphatase activity; ATP-dependent polydeoxyribonucleotide 5'-hydroxyl-kinase activity; double-stranded DNA binding.